Molecule: messenger RNA, 5626 nt
Organism: Globicephala melas (long-finned pilot whale)
Lineage: Eukaryota; Metazoa; Chordata; Mammalia; Artiodactyla; Delphinidae
Gene: EYA3
Product: EYA transcriptional coactivator and phosphatase 3
Biological process (GO): negative regulation of extrinsic apoptotic signaling pathway in absence of ligand; cell differentiation; multicellular organism development
Cellular component (GO): nucleus
Molecular function (GO): protein tyrosine phosphatase activity
Source: RefSeq, a predicted model, not a curated record
ACUAGCGCCGCCGUUUCCUGCAGCCGCUUGGUUCUCCUGUGUGUUUGGACCGGUCCCCAUGUCCUGCUGUGGGGCCUCUGCAGCCUUUGGAUGAAGUAAAUGAGGCUCAGAAAAGUUAACUAACUUGUCUAAGCUCCCACACCACUCAUCAGUGCCAGAACUGGGAUUUGAACCUAAGAGUCAGACUCCAGAGUUCAUGCUUCAAGCUUGCCAAGCCUGCCUCUUACAGAGAUGAAUUAUGUUGAAAAGGACUGUGAAGACUGCUGAGAGACACUUGCAGUCCAGUCACAUAAGUGUAAUAAAGAAAUAUUGGUCCUCAUGGAAGAAGAGCAAGAUUUACCAGAGCAACCAGUGAAAAAAGCCAAGAUGCAGGAAUCAGGAGAGCAAACUUUAAGUCAAGUAAGCAACUCCGAAGUCAAUGAUCAGAAACCUGAAACUUCAAGCCUUGCUUCAAACCUUACCAUGUCGGAGGAAAUUAUGACAUGCACCGAUUACAUCCCUCGCUCAUCCAAUGAUUAUACCUCACAAAUGUAUUCUGCAAAACCUUACGCACAUAUCCUCUCAGUUCCUGUUUCGGAAACUGCUUACCCUGGGCAGACUCAGUAUCAGCCACUGCAGCAGUCUCAACCCUAUGCUGUCUACCCUCAGGCAACCCAAACAUAUGGACUACCUCCUUUCGGUGCAUUGUGGCCAGGUAUGAAACCUGAAAGUGGUUUAACUCAGACUCCAUCUCCAAGUCAACACAGUGUUCUUACCUGCACUACAGGGUUAACCACAAGCCAGCCAAGCCCAGCACAUUAUUCUUAUCCCAUUCAAGCUUCAAGCACAAAUGCCAGCCUGAUAUCCACUUCAUCUACUAUUGCCAAUAUUCCAGCAGCAGCAGUGUCCAGCAUCUCAAACCAGGACUAUCCCACCUAUACUAUCCUUGGUCAAAGUCAGUACCAGGCUUGCUACCCCAGCUCCAGCUUUGGAGUCACAGGCCAGACUAACAGUGAUGCUGAGAGUACCACUUUAGCAGCAGCCACAUACCAGACGGAGAAGCCUAGUGUCAUGGUACCUGCUCCUGCAGCACAGAGACUUUCCUCUGGAGACCCUUCUACAAGCCCAUCUUUGACCCAGACUACACCAAGUAAAGAUGCUGAUGACCAAUCCAGGAAAAACAUGACUGGCAAGAACCGGGGCAAGAGGAAAGCUGAUGCCAGCUCUUCCCAGGACAGUGAAUUAGAACGGGUAUUUCUGUGGGACUUAGAUGAAACCAUCAUCAUCUUCCACUCCCUUCUUACUGGAUCCUAUGCCCAGAAGUAUGGAAAGGACCCAACAGUAGUGAUUGGCUCAGGUUUAACAAUGGAAGAAAUGAUUUUUGAAGUGGCUGACACACAUCUAUUUUUCAAUGACCUAGAGGAGUGUGACCAGGUGCAUGUGGAAGAUGUGGCUUCUGAUGACAAUGGCCAAGACUUGAGCAACUACAGUUUCUCAACAGAUGGUUUCAGUGGCUCAGGAGGUAGUGGCAGCCAUGGUUCCUCUGUGGGCGUCCAGGGAGGUGUGGACUGGAUGAGGAAACUGGCUUUCCGUUACCGAAAAGUGAGAGAAAUCUAUGAUAAGCAUAAAAGCAAUGUGGCUGGGCUCCUCAGUCCCCAGAGAAAGGAAGCACUGCAGAGACUAAGAGCAGAAAUAGAAGUUUUAACAGAUUCCUGGUUAGGAACUGCAUUGAAGUCCUUACUUCUCAUCCAGUCCAGAAAGAAUUGUGUGAAUGUUCUGAUCACUACAACCCAACUGGUUCCAGCUCUGGCCAAGGUUCUCCUAUAUGGGCUAGGAGAAAUAUUUCCUAUUGAAAACAUCUACAGUGCUACCAAAAUUGGUAAAGAGAGCUGCUUCGAGAGAAUUGUGUCAAGGUUUGGAAAGAAAGUCACAUACGUAGUGAUUGGAGAUGGACGGGAUGAAGAAAUCGCAGCCAAACAGCACAACAUGCCCUUCUGGAGGAUCACAAACCACGGAGACCUGGUGUCCCUCCACCAGGCUUUGGAGCUUGAUUUUCUCUAAGAACUGGAAUGAAGAGCCUUCCCCGCGAGCUCCUUUUCACUCCUGAGAGGAGCUAGAGACCGGAACCAACUGGGAACUCUUUCUCCAUGGAAUGCUGGCGAGAACACAAUCAAAACCAACAGCUGCAAGAGAUGAAGCUUAUUUUUGCUAAGAGUGAGCUGCAGCCCCGUGUUCAUCCUCACAUAGGAGCGGAAGACAGUUGGAUUGAGAGAACAAUAGACUCACCGCAGCUACAGUGCUUUUAACUCUUCUGGGUUUUGUUUUGUUUUAUUUUGUGUCAAAAUAAAUGAAGAAAAAGAAAAGGAAAUUCUUGGGGCAGAGUUGCACUCUGCCUCCGUGACCAGAUUGAGAACUGCCGUUAACUUGUGGUGAUAGGAUAAACGCAGCAGACUUUUAUAAUAACAUCUCUUGCAGUCUUUGUAAUCUCCUUAGCUGUAGAACAUAUUCCCAGUGAAUGUAUAUGUUAUUUUUAUAGGUAAGGGUCUGGUCUCUGAAGCAGGUUCCCGCCCUCUUUCUAGCAAGAAAGGGGUCUGUAAAGUUUCCUUGGAAACUCGUAACUGAACUAUCUGAGAUACCUCUCUGUGACGGUAGCACCUCCUCAGCUGCCCAGCGCCCUGCUCUCUCGGGCGGUUUCCUUCCGGCUCCUCCAUCUCCUGGCUGGCUGCACUGUGGGGCAUGGACACUGAUUCACUGUAGACUUUGCUGGUUCCCAUCCUAGAAGCCUUAGUCCCCUUUCCAGUCCCUCUCCCCUUUCACCAAAUGGCACAACCCUAGAAACUCCUUCUCUUAGACAGUAAAUUGUAAGCCUUCAGCUUGACUCUUAGUCAAAGGAUAUGUCCCAAGGGGCUUACCUCCAAACUGGAAGGAAGAACUAAGGCUUCUUAGGAAUUUCCACUUCUUUGGCUCUUGAAACAAGAAGAUUCCACCUUUUCCUCCUGCAGAGAAGCACCCUUCCCCAACACAUGUUCACCUCUACAGCGCCCUCGCCCUUCUUAGUCAUCAGUGCUGGGCUCUUGGCCCUUUCCUGCCCUCUGUACCUCAUGUCCACCCCCAUGCAGCUCUGGCCAGUCCCCAGGCUUUGGACCCAAGUAGUCAAGUCUGAGAAAAGGUUCAUAAUCACAUUUUGGCCAAAACUACGAAGGGAUUUGACUUUCUUUGAAUCCUUUAAGCCCUGUUGAAAGGUGUUCUGGACAUGUAUUUACCCAGAUCUCAGCCUGAAACUGAAGAACAGAUUGCCAUGAUCACAACCCAGUUUUCCCAUGGAAUAUACCCUUCCCACUUCUCAAAUCCCCUUCUAAAAUGGGAAACCAGAAGGCCAGAAACACUUUCCUGAUUUAAAUGAGGUUGUAGACCCCCUACUCCAUGCCUGAAAACUCAAUCUUGGGCCCAAUGCAGGAACAUCUCUCAACCUGACUUCUGGGAGGAUCGGUGGGUGCCCAGGCACUGGUCGCAGCCUUCAGUCCAGCUGUGUUUGUGGAUGCCCCAUCCCUCCAAGACUGGCCUGGGCAUCUGCUCAGGCAGAAUAAACUUCCGUAGAGCUGAGGAAGUUCGGCCUCUUCCAGGUUGCACAGAGAGAGGUGAUUUUAUAAGCACCUCAGAGAGGUGCAGUCUGGGUCCUUAGUAGGAGGCAUCCUUGACCAACCCCAGCUAUAAAUGCUUGUACUCAGAGAUUCUGCAUAUCCAUUUUCAGAGAUGUUGCAGCACAAAGGGGUCAGGUUCCUUCUAAAGCCAGGUCACCCAGAGAAAGGCUGGUAUACACACAUUCCCUCAGAACUGAUUGAGGAAGUGCUUCGUGACUCAGUUUUAGAGAAGAUGUUUUUGGAGAGGAGCUCAAGUCAGUGCUCAUUACUUAGCUGCCUCUUUGGCCUGUUUCCUUUGGACGGGAAAUACAAAGCCUGAGGCGGACCUUCUUGGUCUGAGUUCAGCAUAGUUGCCCAGAUGCUGCUCUGCCUUGCUUGGUAAUUUACCUUAGAAUGCUUUAGGGUGGGUCUGUACUUCCAGGCCCCAAGCCCUCCCCGUACCGGCAGUAGAGCUGUUGGUUUCUUGCCCUGGACAAAGGCCACUCUGUUGGUGCUGUGCUUCAGGCUGCAGAGCGGUACCCACGUCGUGCACACAGGUCCACACACACACACUUCCCUCUCCCUGCCCGCUGGGACAAGCUCUUUAUUCCUAGAAUAUGACUUGGAGUCCCUUUGCGAUGGCCUUUUCCCUCCUGCUCUGACUGCACGGCUUAGGUCUUUGCAAAAGGAACUUGAAAUUGGCUAAGAGAGGUGAGGAAGCUCUCUGAGCAGUGCCGCCUUUGCUCUUUUCUGGUUGUUUAGAGGGUAGACAGAAAAUGGAGCUUCCUGGCUCCUCUUUGCCAAAAUGAAUUGUUCAGGGAGCCCAGUGAUCUUCUUGGAGCCUGUGUUUUCCUCUUCCCCAGCACAGAGGUCUGGAGAGGAAAAGAAGUAGGCAGCACCACGAGUUCUUGGAGGCUGAGGUCGAAAGGAUACUGUGGGUCCUUUCAUCAAGGGGGAAGCCCUCUUUACUAGAAAGAGUGCCCAUGGAAUAAGCCACAUGAUGAGUCCUUUUCCCAGCUGGGCACCGUGGGUUCUGUAAGAUGGGUCUGCACGUUUCGUGGUGAGAGCUAGGCCGUCUCUAGUAGGGAAUCGAGUUGUCAUCUGUGUCCUGGGUUUAAGAGGUGGCUUUACUUUCGAAUGUAAAACUGACUGUGCCUUAGCAUCACCCUGUCCGGUGCCCCUGGGGCAGCUGGUGGUGUCCAGGAGAGUGGAUGCCUGCUCCAGAUUCAGAUGCCUACUUGGGCUUUUAUUUGGUUUGGGGUAUUCCUGUCUUCUGCGAGUUGGGGGAGCAAAGCUAGUGUCCCAGGAGACUUGUGCCACAGCUUGUUCGCAGUUUACAAAAACUUGUUCGCGUUAAAGCUCCAAGCAGAAUCUGGUCGGCAAACUCCAGCUGCAGUAUAUGGAGCUUCUAGACGUUCACUACCUUGAAUGGGUGUCGGUGCCACUGAACCGUGGGGGAGAGGAGCUGAGGGGCGGAGCCACGCUCUCCCUCCUCCUGGGAGAGCGAUGGUCUAAGCCCAGGGCUGGUGGGCUUGGGGCCUUCCCCUCCUCACUCCUGCAGGAAGGGGGCAGUUAGGACCCCUCUUAAGCAGCCUUCUGUUUCUUACCACUAAAUUGGCUUCCUUUUUCAUCCAAAAGUUGGAAUUCCCCAAAUACCCUGUAGAGGCCAAAUCUGAAUUCUGAGAUUUUGAAAUAUCUUAAACCACGAGAGAAAAUCUAGUUCUGUCCCACCUCUGAUCAGCAGGCCCUCUGUCCCUUCCUCUCCUCUGAGUCAGACAGCUCUAGCAAGCAAGGUUACUUAGCUAGUUCCUAAUGCACUGAUGGGAGCCAUCCCAUUAAGGACGACCUCUACUCCAAACAUGACCCUCUGGACUUCAGAUGCCUCAUUUAGCAGGAAAAGGCACUGAUUAGAUAUAUUUAUGUGACUGCGGGCAUUUGUGGCUGUAGAGUCCUUGACCAUAAUGUUAUAUGUAAUGGGAACUAUCUUGUAAACUUGAAAAAAUAAAGUUUUUAUUUUCUAUAUGGUU